Jaculus jaculus (lesser Egyptian jerboa) is the source of this 5962-nucleotide messenger RNA. RefSeq names its product karyopherin subunit beta 1 (gene Kpnb1). Gene Ontology annotation, cellular component: cytoplasm; nucleus. Gene Ontology annotation, biological process: protein import into nucleus. The coding region runs from base 347 to 2977 and encodes 876 amino acids. The record is from RefSeq and is a predicted model, not a curated record. Gene Ontology annotation, molecular function: nuclear import signal receptor activity; small GTPase binding. Lineage: Eukaryota; Metazoa; Chordata; Mammalia; Rodentia; Dipodidae. The transcript is spliced from 22 exons.
GCGAGCCGCCUCUCUCACUGCCUGCCUUCCUUCUUUCUCCCUCCGCCAGCCGAGCACCAGCCGCGCUCUGAGCUGCCCCCGGGGUCCCUCCCCCGCCGCCAGAGGAGCAGUUGCCGCUGCCGCCAGCCGCACACUUAGGAAGGGCGGAAGGAAGGAGAGUGGGGAGGGAAGAGAACCGGAGCGCCUGUCCGGAGGGAGCCAGUGAAUGGGCUUGUGGUGACCCCCCGCCCCCUUACCCCACCCUCCCUUCCCACCCGACCCCCCAACCCCCAUCCCCAGUGAGAGCCGCCGCCCGAGAGGCCCGGCCGUCGUCUUGGGAGCAGUCGCCUGAGCCACCACCUUCGCCAUGGAGCUGAUCACCAUCCUCGAGAAGACCGUGUCUCCGGAUCGGCUGGAGCUGGAAGCAGCGCAGAAGUUCCUGGAGCGUGCUGCCGUAGAGAACCUGCCUACUUUCCUUGUGGAACUGUCCAGAGUGCUGGCAAAUCCAGGAAAUAGUCAGGUUGCCAGAGUUGCAGCUGGUUUACAAAUCAAGAACUCUUUGACAUCAAAAGAUCCAGAUAUCAAGGCACAGUAUCAGCAGAGGUGGCUUGCUAUUGAUGCCAAUGCUCGGCGGGAAGUCAAGAACUAUGUUUUACAGACAUUGGGCACAGAAACUUACCGGCCUAGUUCUGCCUCCCAGUGUGUGGCUGGUAUUGCUUGUGCAGAAAUACCAGUAAACCAGUGGCCAGAACUCAUUCCUCAGCUAGUGGCCAAUGUCACAAACCCCAACAGUACAGAGCACAUGAAAGAGUCGACUUUGGAAGCUAUUGGUUACAUUUGCCAAGAUAUAGACCCAGAGCAGCUACAAGAUAAAUCCAAUGAGAUUCUGACUGCCAUAAUCCAGGGGAUGAGGAAAGAAGAGCCUAGUAAUAAUGUGAAGCUAGCUGCUACUAAUGCACUCCUGAACUCACUGGAGUUCACCAAGGCAAACUUUGACAAAGAGUCAGAAAGGCACUUUAUCAUGCAGGUUGUCUGUGAAGCCACACAGUGUCCAGAUACAAGGGUACGAGUGGCUGCAUUACAGAAUCUAGUGAAGAUAAUGUCUUUGUAUUAUCAAUAUAUGGAGACAUAUAUGGGCCCUGCUCUUUUUGCAAUCACAAUUGAAGCAAUGAAAAGUGACAUUGAUGAGGUGGCUCUUCAAGGGAUAGAAUUCUGGUCCAAUGUCUGUGAUGAGGAAAUGGAUUUGGCUAUUGAAGCUUCAGAGGCAGCAGAACAAGGACGGCCCCCUGAGCACACCAGCAAGUUUUAUGCCAAGGGAGCCCUGCAGUACUUGGUUCCCAUCCUCACUCAGACAUUAACUAAACAGGAUGAAAAUGAUGAUGAUGAUGACUGGAACCCCUGUAAGGCAGCAGGGGUUUGCCUCAUGCUUCUGUCUACCUGCUGUGAAGAUGACAUCGUACCACAUGUCCUUCCUUUCAUAAAAGAACACAUCAAGAACCCGGAUUGGCGAUACCGUGAUGCAGCAGUGAUGGCUUUUGGCUGUAUUUUGGAAGGACCAGAACCUAAUCAACUCAAACCACUAGUUAUACAGGCUAUGCCCACCUUAAUUGAAUUAAUGAAAGAUCCCAGUGUGGUUGUUCGAGACACAACAGCAUGGACUGUGGGCAGGAUUUGUGAGCUGCUCCCUGAAGCUGCCAUCAAUGAUGUAUACUUGGCUCCCCUGCUGCAGUGCUUGAUUGAAGGCCUCAGUGCUGAACCAAGAGUGGCUUCAAAUGUGUGCUGGGCUUUCUCUAGUCUGGCUGAAGCUGCUUAUGAAGCUGCAGAUGUAGCUGAUGACCAAGAAGAACCAGCCACAUACUGUCUGUCUUCUUCCUUUGAAAUCAUAGUUCAGAAGCUCCUGGAGACAACAGACAGACCUGAUGGACACCAGAACAACCUGAGGAGUUCUGCCUAUGAAUCUCUAAUGGAAAUUGUGAAAAACAGUGCCAAGGACUGUUACCCUGCAGUUCAGAAAACAACAUUGGUCAUCAUGGAAAGACUGCAGCAGGUGCUGCAGAUGGAGUCACAUAUCCAAAGCACAUCAGAUCGGAUCCAAUUCAACGACCUUCAGUCUUUACUCUGUGCAACUCUUCAGAAUGUUCUGCGGAAAGUGCAGCAUCAAGAUGCUUUACAGAUCUCUGAUGUGGUCAUGGCCUCCCUGUUAAGGAUGUUCCAAAGCACAGCUGGGUCUGGGGGAGUGCAAGAGGAUGCCUUGAUGGCAGUUAGCACACUGGUGGAAGUGUUGGGUGGUGAAUUCCUCAAAUACAUGGAAGCCUUUAAACCCUUCCUGGGCAUUGGAUUAAAAAAUUAUGCCGAGUACCAGGUAUGUUUGGCAGCUGUUGGCUUAGUUGGAGACUUGUGCCGGGCCCUACAAUCUAACAUCUUACCUUUCUGUGAUGAGGUGAUGCAGCUGCUUCUGGAGAACUUGGGGAAUGAGAAUGUCCACAGGUCUGUGAAGCCACAGAUUCUCUCUGUGUUUGGUGAUAUUGCCCUUGCCAUUGGUGGAGAGUUUAAAAAAUACCUAGAAGUUGUAUUGAAUACUCUUCAGCAGGCCUCCCAAGCCCAGGUGGACAAGUCAGACUUUGACAUGGUGGAUUAUCUGAAUGAGUUAAGAGAAGGCUGCUUGGAAGCUUACACCGGAAUCGUGCAGGGAUUGAAGGGAGAUCAGGAGAACGUACACCCGGAUGUAAUGCUGGUACAACCCAGAGUAGAAUUUAUUCUGUCUUUUAUUGACCACAUUGCUGGAGAUGAGGAUCAUACGGAUGGAGUAGUAGCCUGUGCUGCUGGACUGAUAGGGGACUUAUGUACUGCAUUUGGGAAGGAUGUACUGAAAUUAGUAGAAGCUAGGCCAAUGAUCCAUGAACUAUUAACUGAAGGACGAAGAUCGAAGACUAACAAAGCAAAAACUCUUGCUACGUGGGCAUCAAAAGAACUGAGGAAACUGAAGAACCAAGCUUGAUCUGGUACCGUUGGGAUGAUAACCUGAGACCCCCACUGGAAAUCUCCAAUCUUUUGAAAAACCCGGAAGUGAGGAGUGUGCACGGAUGCUGAAUGUUUGGGAAUGAGAGGAUGAGUGAGUGAGGCUUGAAAACACACCACAUUGAAAAUCCUGCCACAGCCGCAGCCAACAACAGCAGCGCUGCUCGUGAGCUAAGUGAGCACUGACUUUAGAACACCAUAACAUCAGCCAUCUUGGAAAAGAGAAACGGCGGAUUUACUUGCUUAUUAAAACAAAAAACUGUCUCUUCCCAGGGGAGGCUAGAAGUAGCUUGUCUGUUUUGGCUGUGCCGAAGGGAAGGAUUGGUUUGGGAAAGGAGGAGGGACUGGGUUCAGCUGUGGUGCUUUGUUGUAAAAGGCAGCCUGGCCUUUGCUACUGAGGAGAAAGAUGGAGCCCGGGUCUUGAGCCCACCUUCGCCGUACCUUUGCCACAUGGUACUUUAUAUGUGCCGGUUAGAAGGAGUGUGAGGGAUUUUACAGUCUGAGAAUGAGUGUGUGUGAGUGAGGCGGUAUCCACAUUCUCAACUUCAAGUCAUUGCAGUUUCUUUUUCCCAGAAAAAAAAAGGGUUAGAUGUUGCAUUUCAUUAACUAACUGAAAGUUCUGUCUACUGAUGCAGCACAAGAGAUGUGUUUAAAAAGAAAAAAAAAAAGGAAAGAAGCUCUUUAGGUUUUGUUUUAAUUAUUCUAGGAAAACACUGACGCAUUGUCAGAGCUCCUGUCCUGAUCUUUCAUCAAGGCGCCUUUCCUGAUGACGUGGUUCAACUGUGAAUGUAGAAGUGGGGGGAGGGGGAGAAAAGCAAACUUGAGUUAGAGGAUAUAGAAAACCUACAGUACUAUUGUUACAAAUAAAGAUGCAGACUUUGAGGGAAAAAAAGCCACAACCCUAACCAAAAUUUUAAAAUUCAAACAUUGGCAGCACAAAACAAAAGCUCUCUCCUGACUUGUAUCGUGGCAGUCUGAACGCCCCCAGAAAAUUGUGCCAAAGACUUCAGAACACAAAUGUACAAUAAAAGUAAAUACACACACACACACACAAGAAAGCAAACUUCAGGUAACUAUUUUGGAUUGCAAAUGAAGAUAAAUUUAAUGUUCAAACAAUCUGAUAAAAUAACCAUUUGGAAACUGCUUGGCCUUCUGUUCUUUUAUUUGGUUGACUGCAAUGCGAUAUUGGUCUCUUGCUGCACUUCCAAACCAACUAAAAAAGAAAAUUGUGUGUGUAUGUGUACACACACUACAGCUGUUGUGAUGAAAAUGGCACUUAAAAGGUUUAUAUUUUUUCAUUGAUGAAGAUUAAUAAAAUGGUGUCAAACAUUCCCCUGCUCACACGCUUUAGUAUUUUUUUAGUGUGAUGUGCUGUGAUGACCAUAGUUUUCCCUUCUACACGGGAACAGGGCACCCUGAAGUUUAGAAUCUUUCAGCAAUAAGAAAGGAUUUCAGUGAGCUUUGAUCCCUUUUUGGUUUUUACAGCUAUUAGGAUUUUUUGCUGGCAUUUCAAAUAUGCUGCUUUGAAGUAAGGGAAGUUUUUAAGUUGCUUCCUGGUAGUUGGAGGGUUAAAAACAAGACCCUUAUUCCCACUCUGAUUUUUUUUUGUAGCAGGAGGUAUGGGCUUACAAUUUUUCACCACCACUCUUCCCCUCCUUAUCCAAGCCUUCCAUUUAUUUGUAAGUGGGAUUCGCUCCACUUUUGUCUAUCCAUACAGCAGCAUCUCUUAAUAGCUCUUGUACAGGGUAUCAGAUAUUGUGCCUUUUGGUGCCAGGUUCAAAGUCAAGUGCCGAUCUGAUCUAUGAACCAGUGUACAAAAAAAAUUAUAUAUAUAUAUAUAUAUAUAUGAAGGAGAGACACUCCAUUGUGAAUCAAGAAAUCACACCAGCUCCUAAGCCCUGUUGAGAAGAGAGGCCUGGUCCUUUACAUGCCUUGUUUCCAUUUUAGCUGUUCUUGUGAAUAUACUAACCAUUCCUGAUUCUAGAAUAGUGUUGGGGCAGGCUUAGGGAGGGUCAGAAAUAGUGGAGAAAGAAAAAAAAUUGAUCAUUCCUCAGUGCUACCCAUUUCUGUCCUGUGUGGGCUGUUGAGCUAGACAGCAGGAGAAUAAAGUACACCGAGAACCACAAUGACAACAAAACCUCCCAUGUGUUUGUCAUGUUUUGUUCCAGGGAAGCAAUUGAUGAGUGCUGUUACUAAUGCUUUCUCUCAGAUGCAUUCAAUGCUGGAGAGGAGGAACUUCCUGGUUGGAUUGUAGUUUGGUGCCUUGCAGCUGUUCUGCACUGGUUAUGCAUUCAAUCCCCUUUGAGUUACCUUCAGCUACUGGGUUUUCCCUAGUCUGGGUAUUUGUCCUUAAUCAGUUGUACCACCCAAAGCAACUGGAUGCAAAAGGCAUUCUGUCCACUCGCCGAAUGGACCUUCCCCACCCUGAGUGUUGGCACAUUCCUUCAAGAAUGUAGUUACCGUCUGCUUGGGAAGAUGGCAGUGCAAAUGUGAAGAAAAUGGGCAUCGGACUAGAGUUUGGUUUGCCGCAAGUGGCAGCUGCCUAUUCCAAUCACUUUAAUUUUGCUUUCAUUUCCCCCAGUUCUCCUCCUCCCCUCUGUUGAAAUGUUGAAACUUUAGCUGUCAGAGGCAAUUGUAAUACUGCCCUAGGGAUUUGUGGAGAAAGGGAGGGGAAUUGCUCAGUGCAGUGUUUUAACUUUCAGAACCAAGCAAUCUAUUUACGCUUACUAUUUAAGAAGUGUGUUAGUCCGACUUUAAGAGAAAUCCAAACUCCAUCAGCUUUCGAUAGCAUCUUGGUUUUUGAAACAACUUCACUCUGUAAUUGGCAUUCAGAAUGCCAUUGGCAUGCCAGUCUGUGUGAUGGCAUUAAAGACCUGUUAAAACACUUGAGCCCAACUUUUAUUAACCAAAACUGAUACCACCACCUUUAUCUUCUAAAUAAAGUCAGCUUUAUUUUUAUUUUCAA